Talaromyces stipitatus ATCC 10500 is the source of this 828-nucleotide messenger RNA. Its product is annotated as arsenic methyltransferase Cyt19, putative. NCBI's taxonomy places the organism in Eukaryota, Fungi, Ascomycota, Eurotiomycetes, Eurotiales, Trichocomaceae. Bases 1 to 828 code for a protein of 275 amino acids. The record is from RefSeq and is a predicted model, not a curated record. Gene Ontology annotation, molecular function: methyltransferase activity. The transcript is spliced from 5 exons.
AUGGCCGAUAUUUACCAAUUAGUACAGGCUUGCUAUGGCAACAUAGCAAAGAAAAUCGUCACUAAUCAAGAACAAGAUGGCGAGAAGAAGAUUGCCAUGGCUUUUGGCUACAGCGGAGACGACUUGCUUUCUCUCCCGGAGAAGACAAAUCUCGGUCUAAGUUGUGGUAAUCCUGUGGCAUAUGCGAACGUAAAAGAGGGUGAGACUGUAGUCGACCUCGGGAGUGGAGGCGGCAUUGACGUCUUUCUGGCAGCUCGCAAGGUUGGGCCCGCUGGCAAGGCGAUAGGAAUAGACAUGACCAAGAAUAUGAUCGACCUCGCGAUCGAGAAUGCCAAAGCAGCUGGUCUAUCUAAUGCGACUUUUAUUGAAGCAUCAAUCACUUCAAUUCCUCUCCCGAGUUCCAGCGUUGACUGUAUCAUCAGCAAUUGCGUUAUAAAUCUCGUUCCAGCAAAGGAUAAGGGAUCUGUAUUCCAUGAAAUUGCUCGAUUGUUGAAACCUGGUGGCAGGCUUGCCAUUAGCGACAUCUUAGCAAGAAAACCACUUCCCAAAAACAUCGUCGAGGAUAUGGCGCUAUAUAUGGGAUGUAUUGCGGGUGCCAGUCAGGUUGCUGAAUAUGAGGAAUAUCUCCGACAAGCCGGUUUCCAAGACAUAUUGCUUGUUGAUACGAAAUCAAAUCUCAAUCUCUAUAAAGAGUCCUCCUACUUACAACAAAGUACAUGUUGCGGCCCCUCAAGUGGCUCAAAGGAACAAAAGGCCGAUUCGGCGAAUAUUGAUUACAAUGAGUGUGCUGGUUCCUUUCAGAUUUAUGCUGUCAAACCCGCUGUCUAG